Cheilinus undulatus (humphead wrasse) is the source of this 3552-nucleotide messenger RNA. It is a transcript of the gene arhgef2a, whose product is annotated as Rho guanine nucleotide exchange factor (GEF) 1a. The transcript is spliced from 24 exons. Gene Ontology annotation, biological process: regulation of Rho protein signal transduction; cell morphogenesis; positive regulation of neuron differentiation. Gene Ontology annotation, cellular component: ruffle membrane; cytoskeleton. The record is from RefSeq and is a predicted model, not a curated record. Gene Ontology annotation, molecular function: microtubule binding; guanyl-nucleotide exchange factor activity. Lineage: Eukaryota; Metazoa; Chordata; Actinopteri; Labriformes; Labridae. The coding region runs from base 85 to 2814 and encodes 909 amino acids.
UCAGAAGUCAGAUUUCUCACAGGAACAGCCACUUCACUGGAAGCAGAAGCACGUUGCAGUUGGCCGCCUUCAGAGUCUGCCACCAUGUCCAGAGUCACCAACCUGUCCAAGCUGAGGCAGGAGAGGAUGAGGGAGAUCAACCUGAGGAAUAAAGAGAGAGAGAGGAUGAGGGAGCGAGAGAAGGCUGCGAGGGAGAGAGAGGCUCGUUACAGUAACGGACACCUCUUCACGUCUUUGACAGUUUCAGGAACAACACUCUGCUCGGCCUGCAACAAGAGCAUCACGGCCAAGGAAGCGCUCAGCUGUCCUACUUGCAAUGUGACAAUCCACAACCGCUGUCGAGACACUCUGCCAAACUGUGCCAAGAUGAAACAGAGACAGCAGAAAACAGCCUUGCUGAGGAAUAACUCAGCUCUGCAGACAGUCACACUGCGAACAAAAACUCCAGGAAUGCGAGAGCGUCCAACGUCAGCCAUCUACCCCUCUGAGAGCUUCAGACAGACGCUGCUGGGAUCACGCAGAGGACGCUCUGGCCUCUCGCUGUCCAAGAGUGUCUCCACCAAUAACAUCUCUGGGACGCUGACUGAUGACUCUCCUUUGGGUCUACGAAGAAUCUUGUCUCAGUCGACAGACUCGCUAAGCUUCAGGAACAGAGCCAUGUCUGUGGAAUCUCUUAAUGAUGAUGGUGAGAUCUACUACACCUCAGUCCUGGAGGAGAUUGAGUAUGAAGGCCAAGACUUUAAGGCAGACUCAUGGAGCAUGGCGGUGGACAGCAGCUACCUACAGACUCACCGCAAAAACGUAAUAAAGCGGCAGGACGUCAUCUACGAGCUGAUCCAGACCGAGCUACACCACAUGCGAACGCUGCACAUCAUGGAGCGGGUGUUCAGGCAGGGCAUGCUGGAUGAGCUGCAGCUGGACCCGAGCACAGUGCACGCCAUGUUUCCCUGCCUGGACCAGCUUAUCCGGAUACACUCCCAUUUCCUGGCACAACUUCUACUGCGACGCAACCUCAGCCUCCACCCGGGCUCCAGCCGCAACUUCACCAUCCACCAGCUGGGAGAUAUUCUGCUUGAGCAAUUCUCAGGUCAGUGUGCAGAUGACAUGAGGAAGACAUAUGCCGAGUUCUGCAGUCGCCACCUGAAAGCAGUCAAACAUUACAAAGAGCUCCUGGCCAGAGACAAGAGGUUCCAGUGCUUCAUACGGCGGGUGAGUCGGGGUCCGUUGCUGCGUUGCCAUGGUGUUCAGGAGUGCAUCUUAUUGGUGACUCAGCGGAUCUCAAAAUAUCCUGUUCUCAUCCAAAGGAUCCUGGACAACACUACAGAUGAUGACGAGGAGGCGUCGUCUCUGGCUCAGGCUCUCUCAUUGGUCAGAGAACUACUGAGCUCAAUAGACCAACAGAUGGAGGAUUUGGAGAAAACUCAGCGUCUGCAAGAGAUCCAGGCCAAACUGGAUCCACGAGCAGAGACCAGAGUCCGAGACGGAUCACUCUUUAAACCAGCAGAGCUUUUUAGACGGAAACUGGUCCAUGAGGGGACACUGUACUGGAAAACGCCUGGAUCGAGGCUCAAAGAUAUUCAGGUCCUCCUGAUGACAGACAUACUCGUUUUUCUGCAGGAGAAAGACCAGAGGUACAUCUUCCCAUGUCUGGACAAGCCCCCUGUCCUCUCCCUUCAGAACCUCAUCGUUAGAGAUAUAGCCAAUCAGGAUCGAGGGAUGUUCCUCAUCAGCGACUCGUCUCCUCCUGAGAUGUAUGAGUUUCACGCCGCCACCAAAGAGGACAAGAACGUGUGGAUCCGACACAUCCAGCGCACUGUCAGCAAGUGUCCAUCAAGGGAGGAGUUUCCUCUCAUAGAGACAGAAUACAAAGCUCACCUGAGGAGGCUCAAAGCUGACCUGCAGCAGAAGGACCGUGAGAUGUUGGAGCUGCUGCAGGAGCGAGUCAUGUUGUUCUGCGAGCUGACAGAGGUGACCAGCGGUCAGGACGGGCUGCAGCCGCCCAUCACACGAUAUUUAUUCAGAGCGGAUACGCCACAAGCCCCACGAGCUGAGAAACUGCUGAUGGACGCCACAGCCGAGGUGGACAGACUGAGCGAGCUGCUCCUGGGCUCCAGCUUAGACAUCCCUCUGCUGUAUCAUCACAACCACUUGGAGGCACUAGAGACCAGUGAUCAGGACCUGCUGAUGAAUGGAGUUCAUGACUUCUUUGCAGCAAAGGAUUGUAUGAGGAGUCCUGACCAGCAGCAACCAUCGGAGAUCUAUCAGAGGCUGGUAAACCUCAGUGUCUACCUCCAUGCCCUCCAGGCUGCGGUCAUCAAACAGGACUCCAUCUUAGAGCUUCUGCUUCAGCCUCAGGACGCAGUGUCUCCUGCAGGUGGAGGAGUGUGGCGCCCUCUGUGGCGGGACGGUGGGAAUCGUGAGCAAAGCGUGGGGUCGACCAUCGGGGAGCUGGCUCUCCUGCAGAGGCAGCACAGUCUGCUUCAAGAGGAGCUGCUGAGGCUGAGAGACGCUGAGAAUCGAUUCAAGGACAGUGAGAGAGCGCGCACCAAACUGGAGCGACAAGUCCGACACAUGAAGGUCUGCAGCGGUGCCGCACCCAACGCCAAUGCCCAGCAGCACGUAGAGAUGGUGUCACAGGUGUCUCACCAAUCAGGUAGAGGAGCUGACAUGCAGCGAGGUGGCCAGGAGCCUGUCAGCCAAUCAGACGACCUGCAGGAUGGCAGUGAUUUGGAGGUGGACAUGACAUCAGACGAUGACGAUGGGACAGCGUCAGAAAGCUCCAAAGAUCUUCAAGAUAUCCCAGAAGAAAUCUGAUUGUCUGCAUGCACCGCAGUGCUUUCAGUAUCAGUAUGCUAUAUAAUGUGAACGCUGCACAUGGUUGUGCUUUCUGGACAAAAAGAACAACAAUGUGGAGAUCUAAUGUUGAUUUAGCUGCUUUGCUUUUUCAGUAGUGAGCUUUGUGACAGUGAGAUGUUUUAUUUUCAGCUUUGGAAAGGAUAGAUUUCUGUUUUUACACCAGGAGAACAAAGGAAGGAAAACAGAUAGAUUUUAAUAACAUUGAAUGUUUUCAUCCUAGGAUUUGACUUGGGUGGUAACGGCUACUUUUUCAGUGUGUCAUGGGGAAAAAAAUGGCACUUGAUUAAAGAAAAACAUCAGGGAAUUUUUUUAGAUGUUUUUAGAUGGAGAAAUAGAACAGGAGAGAGAAAGCUGCAUGAAAAUGAGCUUACAAAUGUCAUUUGCACUUUGUAGUUCUUACUUUGACUUCAUCUAAUUAUAUUUGAUAAAAAUGUAGUCUUAAACACACGUCAAAGGCAAAUAAUCAGCAAAAGGCUGAAAUGAUAAGCAAUAGGACGAGUAUGGAACAGAUUCAGAAGCAAUGCAAAUUCAAAAACGUGCUAAAAAAAUGCACUUCUGAAAAAUGUGUUGGAAAAAGCAGAAAACUAGAAAAGCACUCGGAGAGUGCAGACCUCCGCCAAUAGCCCAAUCUCCCAAUAGUGAAGAAUCCUUUUAAAAAUUCCUGGGUACAGACAGUGAUCCGGAUCACUCCCAAAA